CUGGAUUUGGCAAACAAGAUGACAUGGUCUUAUUCAAUCCAUCUGGAGCCAUGCGACAAGGGAGUCCGUCAUAUCAGCAUCCACAGUGAUGCCCCUCGGUUUGCAGAGAGACAUGAACAAUCCGGAUACAAAGUCUUGUCGCCGGGCCGGGCUGAGCAGGGUUGACUGGGCAGAAGAUCAUAUCAUGGCGGCGCUCGAAUCGCUCUCGGGUCCAACAUCCUGUCCGAUUUACCGGUCAGUGCCCCCAUCCCUGCCAUGACUGAUCUUACCUUGUUCUUGACUGCUUCUAAUUAUCAGGUUUACUCCCGUUCUCUGGACUCUGUAGUCUGCCAUCGCGCAUCUCCCGUCCAAUGUCUCGUUCUCCUUGAACUUUCCCCUCCUUCUCUCCACGGACCUUGGACCCAUCAUUCCUUCAGCCCCAGCCCAUUGAGUGCUUCUCCGCAAUGCUCCGCUCUUCGGGGGAAAGUAGCCAACGGGCGACGCCAGCAAAGAGGAAAACGACGCAAUGCGCCCUAGGCUUUCUGAGCCUCCAAAGUCCAGUGCCUUAGGUAAGCACGUGCAAGGUAAGGUAUCCAAAGGUGUCCCGCAGGGCGGGGUAGGCGCUGACACGAAGCGGGCAAGCCGCGAACCUGCCCGUCCAUUCACGCGCUGCGUAGGCCAGUCUUCGGUCGUGCUCCGGCUCAGUCCGGCCGAAGAAUCGCGCGUCGCCAAUGCUGCACCCAAUCGUGCCCUCUUUCUUUUUCCCCUCUGGCUGCAUUGGAUCAGCAUGGGGGGGGCUUUAGCUCGAUAGCCGCACUCACGUCAAGCAUGUGGGUUUGACGCGCGCGCCGUACCAGUCAUCGCAAGCAUUGGAUGAGGAGUUCCUGCUAAGACAUCUGGGUCCUCUGGAAUCCUGGGUUCCAUCUCUGCAACCGCACAUUGAAGAAGAAAUCAACCUCUCACAAGAUUCCGGGGUAAAAACUUAUGUAACACAGUACAUACCCUGCGGUGCCUGUGGUAGCUUCCUGUCCAACGCUCGCGCCAAAAGGUUCAGGAUCAGAUAUGACAGAUGAGCCGCGACUUGCUGUAACUUGUGGGAGGAGUCAUAUUGGCCACCCCGUCAGCCUCUCCCGCCCCAGGGAAGUUGCCUGUCGUGUCUGUCUGCUACCGUUACGUUGUUGCCAAUAGUGUCAACGAAAAGUAGGAACUCACAAGCUUACCCAGCAGCCAGCGCCAAAUCAGCCAACUUUUCUGCUCCACACCCGAAGCGGAAAGUCUGUCGUCAUCCCAGGAUACCGCUGGCUUCCAGAGGACACAACAAAGGUGCAAAAAAUCACACAAAAGGGAGGGCCGUUGUAGCACAGAGCAACAAGCAACCAAAUGGAGCCUCGUCGCAAUCGCUCCCUCAUCGGAAAUCCAUCUUCUAACCAAGGGGAACCAUAGGAACGUGGGCAGACAACGGUUGCGCCUCCAUUCGAUACUCGAUUCUGGCAACGCUACCUUAGAUCAGACAACCACAAGUCGGCUGACGACGUAGACUGACUACCUACCUUACCUUACUCGCAGCGCUCCGGUUCCGUCCUCUCUUUGGAAACCACCUUCCGACCAGUCUCACGUGCUCUCCAGCAUUUAUUCGCCCGUGAGGUGUGUUGUUCCUGCAAAGGCACCGAGCCAGAUCAGGCAAGAGCGGAGAGGCGGGAGCGAGAGACAGAGAGAGAGAGAGAAAGAGACGGGAGGGUUGUUGGCGUGAGACACCUCCAAGUCACCACCACCAAUCUUGGGAAACUGCGCUUUGCUAGACCACUUGCUGCUGCCACCAGUUGCGGCAGGUAAGCCAUUGGAUCUUACCUUAGUUCAGCUGGGAAAAAAGACACAUUCCUUCCAGACUGCCGUACCGCCUUCCUUACCUCUUUGCAACUCGCCAUGAGAGUCUCUUCUCUUAUCACACAAACAUCAUCGCUUAAUACGGUCGCCUUGUGAAGCCAUCUGGACGCCUUACCUACCUACUAUUCGCGCCUCGAUCCAGCCACUCGCUACCUCAAUAGCAGGCUCUACCAGCUCGCCAAUCUUCAGCCCCUCGUCCGUAUUAAACAGUCUACACUCGUUGCCAACACUAGGCCUCCAAUCUCCAACACACAAGUCUCGCUUCAUUCCGCUUUCCUCGUCAUGGCCAAACUAUUGAUCCCACCCACAUCGAUCAAUACCAAGCUCAGUGUGAAGGCGGUUGCAGAGAUAUCGUCCAAAGAUGUCCCCAGGGAGCAUAGCCCAGCAUCGGGCAAGGUCUUCAAUAUGGGAGUGCUGGUAUCGGACGAAAAUGUUCAUGUUAGCCCCUGGACACACGCCAUUUAUGUCGGUGAAGGUGCCGCCAACGUUCUAUUCAUCCCGUUUUUGUAUACCAAGUUUGCGCGGCAGGAUAACAAAGACAGGACCGAGGACGACUUAUUAACAAGAUACCUCUUGAGAGUACCAAAGCAACCCAAAGGUGGCGACAAACCAUUCUAUCCGCCAGAAGAGCAGUGGUUUUAUUUCUGGGACACCAUUGCUCCUCUCUUCACCUACCGCGCGGAUAUACUGACCGACAUGAAAUAUGCUUUUCUCCCAAAAGACGCCAUGAAGCACAUGCAGAACGUUCUGGAUGCGUUGAACAAAGCUCCGGCAGGAGCCAAAAAGCGACCCGCCAAGUUCGAGAACACCAAAAUCAUGGAAACAGAUAGGGCCUGCCUGAUCGAGAGCAUGCGCGCGCGGAGCGCCGACGAGCGCGUAGUCGAAUUUAAGCCAAAAUGGCUCGCCCAGUCGCCAUCCGCGCCGACGAACGCCAACACAUGUCGCUGCUGUGCACUCGCGGCCAAGAAAUUCAAAGACAGCAAGGACGCCGGCAGCAACCCGCGGUACUACCCGUGCCCCCUCUGGUUGGACCCCGAGAGAGAGACGCCCAAGGGUAGGGAGGAUGUGCGUCAGAAGGCCAUCUCCAGCUUGUUCCAGUACAGCAGCGCCGGAGACAACAAGCACGCCUCUAUCCUGUACGACCUGCUGAAGAGGACGCCUAUCCUCACCUUAUUGAAAAGGCACCAGACCCAAAAGGAUCCCCGCGGGCCCCUGAACGCGAGCAAAACCGACGAGGAGUUUAGUAUCGCCAUGACGUUGCGAGACUGCUCCCUCUACAUGCGAUACCGUCUUGAAAAGAAGGGCUCACAGGAGAUUGUGGUUGCGGACUCGUUUGAGGCCAAACUUGCCGAUCUCGACAAGAAGAACGUGUCCUGGAAGUUUCAAGAGUGGCAGGAAAAAGAGCGCGCGUUGAUCGACGAAGGCUGGUACACCGGGCGCGGAAAGAUGGUGAACUGCGCUCUCCAGGGCUAAAGGACGUCGAAGUCGAAGCGGUUGUGUAGUAGUAGUGUAUUUGUAGCAAAGCAAAGCGUAAUGUAAUUUUUGC
Molecule: messenger RNA, 3409 nt
Organism: Colletotrichum scovillei
Lineage: Eukaryota; Fungi; Ascomycota; Sordariomycetes; Glomerellales; Glomerellaceae
Product: inositol-pentakisphosphate 2-kinase
Exons: 2
Coding region: 2146-3336 (396 amino acids)
Biological process (GO): inositol phosphate biosynthetic process
Cellular component (GO): nucleus
Molecular function (GO): inositol-1,3,4,5,6-pentakisphosphate 2-kinase activity; ATP binding
Source: RefSeq, a predicted model, not a curated record